Messenger RNA from Glarea lozoyensis ATCC 20868, 1122 nucleotides. RefSeq names its product Soluble quinoprotein glucose dehydrogenase. The transcript has a single exon. The record is from RefSeq and is a predicted model, not a curated record. Lineage: Eukaryota; Fungi; Ascomycota; Leotiomycetes; Helotiales; Helotiaceae. The coding region runs from base 1 to 1122 and encodes 373 amino acids.
AUGCUACAUCUCACACUGUCUCUCAUCUACGCUCUAGCAUUAGUACCCGGUACUUUCGCCAUCCCAUCCCAACAACUACACACCCGCCAGCAGCCCUUCAAAUCCACACCCAUAACCACCCACGCCGAGCCAUGGGCCAUCGCCUUCCUCCCCGACAACCGCAUUCUCGUCACCGAGCGCCGCGGUAACCUACGUCUCGUCGACCCGACCAAGAAAUCCACCGGCACCAUCACCGGCGUCCCCGCCGUCGCCUACGCCGGCCAGGGCGGUCUCCACGACGUCGCCUUACACCCGCAAUACGCCUCGAACAGCCUCAUCUACAUCAGCUACGCCGAGAGCGGCAGCGGCGGUGCAGGCGGCGCCGUCGCGCGGGCCAAACUCACGCUCGAUGCCAACGGCGGCGGCGCGCUGUCUGGGCUCGAGGUCAUCUGGCGGCACUCGCAGCGGGCGACAGGGGGGCUGCAAUUCGCAUGUCGACUGCUGUUCGGGGCGGACGGCGCGCUGUGGAUUGCGUCGGGCGAAAUCAACCAGAUGUUCCCUGCGCAGGCGAUGGGUGGGAAUCUGGGGAAGAUGGUGAGGUUAUACGAUAACGGGACUGCGUUUGCCGGGAACCCGUUUGCCAGCCAGGGCGCGGUUCAGGCGCAGGUAUGGUCGCUGGGCCAUCGCAAUCCGCUGGGUAUUGAUUUAGAUGCGCAAGGACGGCUGUGGGAGGUCGAGAUGGGACCCAUGGGUGGGGAUGAGCUUAAUUUGAUUCAGUCCGGUGCCAAUUAUGGAUGGCCGCUUGUGUCGGAGGGGAAACAUUAUAACGGUACUGCGAUUCCCGCGCAUAGUAAGCGCCCGGAUUUCGCGGCUCCAAAAGCGUUCUGGGUGCCGGUCAUCUCCCCGGCGGGCUUGAUCAUCUAUAAGGGCGAUCUUUUUCCGAGCUGGAAGGGGAAUGCUAUUAUUACCGGGCUGAGCUCGCAGGGUCUUGUGCGUGUGGCUAUUACUGGGGAUACGGCGAAGGAAGCGCAGCGUAUCUCGAUGGGUAAGCGUAUGCGUGGGAUUCGAGAGGCUAAGGACGGUGCCAUUUGGGUGAUUGAGGAUGGUGCAAAUGGUAGGCUUUUGAAGCUUACUCCGAACUGA